AUGUAUUUUCUUCGCUCAAACGACGCUGGGAGCUCGUGGAGGUCAAAGGCAACGUUCUCUCCAGGGCUGAUGCUUUUUCCCAAAGACGGUGGUUGUGUGCUGUACAACCCUAAAGAAGGCAAGAUCGAAAAGAACCUUGGAGACUAUCCAGGGUGUCGAUUCCUGGCAAACUCCGGUAACUGUUUUUUGGUGUUAGAUUCUGGAUCCAAUUUAUUUAUCAAAGAUGUGUUUAGCGAGAAAACGAUCGAUCUUCCGCCUCUAGUGUCAAUUAGGCCAAGUACUAUGUGUACUCUCAAGCGUGUGGGAGAUAACGUAUUUGUAAGGGAACAUAAUGGGCAUGCUUUCACGGAACUGAUGAGUACCGAUUCUGUGAGGGGUCUUUUGUGGGUAGACGAGAGUGGAAAAGAUUAUGUUGUGGUGUGGUUCUUCGACGUCACUUAUGAGCACUAUUUUAUAAGCUUUUGCAAGAACGGGGCUACUCAUUACACUGACAUUCCUCUAGUUUUCGACCAUGAAUCCCACUGGAUGCAUGGCUUAUCUGGAAUGGUGCUACAUGGUUACCGUCUUUAUAUCACAACCUUUCGUCGUUAUGUUCGAAUCAUAGAUCUGUCUGAACAGCAACAAGGAGGUUUGUUCUUCAAGGAGCUCACCGAGAAAAAACCACUCUCAAUUCUUUCUCGUCAUGACUCAUCAUGCGAUUCUAGCAUUGCGGUUUCAACAUCAGGAGAGGUUUUGUUGUUUGAGAGUGAUCCAUGCAAUAGGAGCAUCUUCCGCCUCUACAAAUAUAAUCUUGAUUUAGAAGACCCAUAUUCCUCUGGCCACACGGUUCUUGAAAAAGAUUCUCUUGGUGGUGAGGCUUUGCUUCUUGACAUGGAUUUCACUGUGCCUGCUAACGAUUCCCUUGGUAUCGAACCAGACUCCAUCUAUUUUACCCGUCACUACCGUCCCUGCCACUGCACACCUCGUGACCUUGACAUCUGUGUGUUCAAUCUUGCAACCAAGACCCUCAAACGCUUUCCUGAUCUUGACGACAUGAAUCUCAUCGAUGCUCUAUGGUUUCUCCCUGGAUAA
Eutrema salsugineum is the source of this 1071-nucleotide messenger RNA. RefSeq names its product F-box protein At5g25290. The record is from RefSeq and is a predicted model, not a curated record. The transcript has a single exon. NCBI's taxonomy places the organism in Eukaryota, Viridiplantae, Streptophyta, Magnoliopsida, Brassicales, Brassicaceae. The coding region runs from base 1 to 1071 and encodes 356 amino acids.